UUCUAUUAGCCAAAUUUUUUCCAAAAGUCGUAGAGGGAAAGAGGGGUAAAGGGAGCAGACAUCGAGGGAGGGAGAAGGAGACUGUGUUAGUGUAAACAAUCUGGCAGCGGAAAGAACUGCUUAGCUGGGAACGAAGAACAGACGGCUUUCGGUAACUGAGGCUAGGGAGAAGGUUAUCACCCCUCGGGUUGGCAGAGGUCAAAACAAACAGUCGGCAGUAGGUUUUUCUGUCGUGUUUGACUCAGUUUUGAGCUCAAAAGGAACAAGCAAACAGUUGAAUCUCUGUAGAGCAUUCAGAGAGACGUCAACGAAGCGAUACACUAGAGCCGAAUAGUGAUCCGCUGGCUCAGUUUUGAUGAAGAUGGCUUGGUCCACUGUUGUGAAACUCUGCUUGAUCGUCAUUUUGUGCUUCACAGUCGUCGACUACGUCAACGCACAGGGGCGCACUGCUGGUAGCAGCAACACCAACUUAAAACUGAAAGAAGAAGUCGAGUUCCUCAAAGCUAACCUGAGCGCCCUGUGGGACAUUGUUUCGGCACUGCAAACACGCGCGGCUGAGGAACGCCAAGACGAAUCGGAGGAACUAGUCGUCAGCUUGGGUCUCAAAAGGAGAGAAACAUGGGGCCCUAAUAUGAAAAACAUUUUUGAUUCCCAGAUACGUGUUCGACCACAGGACGAAUCCAAGAGCUAUCCAGCCGUCUCAGCAGCCUAUUUGCUUUUCCGGCGCAAAGACUACAGCACGUGGAGGAGGGUUAAGAACACGGACGAGCUUUACUUCUGGCAUCGCGGAACAACUUUAUUAUUACAUACACUGAAGCCGGAUGGUAGUGUCCAGCAAGUCAAAUUGGGCGACCCCAUUCAGGAUCCCGAUGCGAGUCCGCAAGUCAUCAUCGCCGUAGGAUCUUGGGUGGCGGCAGAACUAGAAGACAAACUUAGUUAUUGUCUGAUUAGCGUUGUUCAAGCUCCAGGAUUUGACGCUUCAAAAGCCGAAGUGGGUCAACCUGAAGCGUUGAUAUCACGUUACCCUCAGUCCGAGACACUCAUCAACCGCUUGGCUCCGCCUCGCCAACUGCCGGCGACGACAGCUGAUGUAGUCGAUGAUGAGUAGGGAGACCGUUUCAGUUUUUUGUUUUGACUUUAAACUUUUUUGACCCUUUUCACUGGCGUGUUUUUCUUCGUCCCUCCAUCAGCAAAUCCUUCUGCCAAUUUUUAUAUGUGCCCGAUUGUAAUUGUAAUCUUUUUUUCCCCCCAAGAAACAAUAAUAAAUCAUUAGAUUGCACUGUUUUACACAUAGAGUGCGCCCAUAGCCUUAGUGAAUAACUGUGAAUGCAACAACAAUAUUUGGAGGAAAUACGAACAGAAUAAAUGACCUACAUCCCCUCCCCUAUUUUUUUAUACCGUACAAGAACCCUUUCACGACUGUUCUUAUACAAGUGCACGAACGGCCCAGUGCGUCGGGCCGCCCACAUUUAACGCGCGUCGCCAGUUGGAUAUAAUAACAACCGACGCUUUGUUGCAGACAGACGUUAGUACGAACGUUGAGUGGAUAGGUGAAAAUAUUGUAACGGGAAACUGGUUUCAUCCAAAUCGAUGUUUGAAAGUCUAGAGUACUGGACUAGUUGAUCAAAAUGACAAUCGGAAAUGGCGGGGGAAGUCGAACGGAAUUUCAAUCGAGUGAGGCGGAGAUAGUAACAGUGGGAAAGACGUUGGAUGCCAACAAAUAUGCUACCAAGAAAACUAUCGCUCAGGGAAUGUUGGACAUUGCACUGCUAACUGCUAACGCUUCUCAGUUAAAAUACGUUUUGCAGCUGGGACAUCGGCACGAGUUCUAUUACAUCAUGGUUUCUCUCAUCUCAUCUUCGAUCGUUCUUCAGGUGACUACUCAACUAAUUUUCCUUGUAGAAGGUUUUUUCGAAGACAUUGCGCAACGAAAUCCCAAAUUACUGGAAGAGCUGCAAAUUAAUGAAUGUUAUCAAUAAAGAUUUUUGCGCGUGCGGUGGCGGAUAUUAGUACCUGUCCGGAGUAUUUUGACUCCGUGCGGCACAUCGGUAGCGGAAGCAACCAACAGUUACCUCAGAGGGGUCUCUGUAAAGAUUAGCGAAAAGUACCGACCUCCUCGUAGACCCACACUUCCGCCUGGAUUAUGCUUCGAACCUUCUCCUCAUUUAUUUUCUGAUAAUAUUGACCUCAUUGAUGAAGUAAGUGCAUUGAAGCUGAUAGCCUCAAUGAGAGAUCUACAUACACAGGAGACUACAAGAAGAAAGCAAAGUGUAUCUGCAUUUUUAGAGAGUCAAGCUGCUGUCGAUGAGAAGGAAAUUGAAGAGAUCACUUCAGACCUUUCCUUGAACAGUCUUACUAACAACAUUCCCUCACUAAGUGUUCUCAACUUGCAAGCAAGGAAUGGGCAAUUGCUACAACAUACUCAGGCUUCCAUGGAAGUCCUUACUCCAAUUCAAAGCUCGACUGUGGAAAUCAAGAAGAAAGAAAACAUGUCUGCUAUCAAUCUAGCUGAAUUUGAGAGUUAUUCAACAAAUCCUUUUGAGGAAAUGGAAUUAAAGACCUUGAAUGACAAAGAAGAAUUAGCCAUGUUGCUCCAACCCAGCCCUCAGCCAUCUUAUGGACUACAGUAUCAGAACUAUAACCCAUCAACAAUUCCAUCUUGGACUGAAAAUAGACAUCAACCUGUGCGUCAAUAUGAAGCUGCAGCAAAUUGGAUUCCCAAUGAAAGUUCAUUCUUUAGUGUUGACAAGCUAUCUCAUGGGAACAUCGCUAUACCUGUAGAAUUCCAAAAUCAAGCAAUCUCACAUAAAAACUUACGUCAAGCUAAAAGUGUCCCAGACCUCUCUGACGUAAGUUUUGGGACGGGAGAAACCCCUAUAAAUAAACCGCCAUUUACAGGUGUGACGGACAAAAGACUCAGUUCUCGCACUCCCCCUCCUCGUUUAACAUCAGAUUCUAUAAAAAGACCAGUGCCUAAACCAAACUUUGAUGUUGCAUCUCCGUAUGAAAGGAAACUGAACGCAAUCGAAAAACGUUUAGUCCAGCAGCUACAAGAUAUGGGAUUUGUGAGAGAAAAUGCAGUUCGUGCUAUUGCUCGACUUGGUGCCAACGAAAAGGAUGUUGUUGAUCAGCUUUUACUAAUACAGAAACUGGAAGAAUCGGGCCAUUCCAUUGAGAGAAUAGAAACGGCUUUAGACGUUCUUAAGCCCUGUAAGGAAUUACCAACGCAAUUAGAACAUCAUUUAGUGUUAGUUGAUCAGUUGUCUGCUUUAGGAUUUGAACACGGUAAGAUUAGCUCUGCGCUUGUUGCUGCUGGACACGAUCGCGAUAAAGCCUUGGAUAUUCUUUUGUUAAAGUAAAUUACAUUAAAAUCAUACGAUGUUUAUUUAGUUUUUUUUUUUCGUGUUCUUAUGUCCUCAAGUCAAUCAAUAUUUUUUUGUUCUUCGAUAAGUAUAAAAAUCCAAAUGUCAACGAUUCUGUACUUAGUCUUCACCUUUUUUCUGCUGGAAUAAAUUGACAUAUGACAUUA
Daphnia pulex (common water flea) is the source of this 3529-nucleotide messenger RNA. RefSeq names its product ubiquitin-associated protein 1-like. Lineage: Eukaryota; Metazoa; Arthropoda; Branchiopoda; Diplostraca; Daphniidae. The transcript is spliced from 11 exons. Gene Ontology annotation, biological process: ubiquitin-dependent protein catabolic process via the multivesicular body sorting pathway; tissue regeneration; cell adhesion. Gene Ontology annotation, cellular component: membrane; ESCRT I complex. Gene Ontology annotation, molecular function: ubiquitin binding. The record is from RefSeq and is a predicted model, not a curated record.